UAAGCUGUUGAGCAGAAGCUAACCAGAGAUGUACUAAUAUGUGUACUGUCUACAAUUGUACUAGCAGGUGACAAACAAAGCGGGUCACGGAGUGUUGAUCACACUGUGUUGAUCACACUAUCUAGUACCACGGACAUCGCGAGAAAUCAUCGCUACGUGCAGGUAGCUUGAAGUCUCUUGUUCAACUCAAACGAUAGUUGGAGGUUACUUCUUUGACCAUAUGGACGAGUGAACAAGUUUGCAGACGUUUCGAACCGAGACACGAAUGGCUACAUCACAGUCACAGCCGUGGCUGUACAUCGUGAUAUUAAUCUACCUCAAUUGUUGGUGUGCGCGAGCGAGCGCCGCGCAACAGGACGUGAAAUGGGAUGCCUGUCCAUUGACCAGUGCUCGCACGUGGCAAGUCGAUUGGACCUUUCGUCUUGGAUUUCAAACUUGGACAGAAGCAAAAGCAGAAUGUCAAUCAUAUGGCGGAUCACUAGCGACUGUGCACACAAUGGCACAGGUGACGUGUGCAAACUUGACAGUAAAGGGAACUAACGCUGUUUGGGUAGGCUUGACUGGUACAUGGACAGCUGGAGAUUGGAGUGCUUGGAAAUGGGAAGUGGCAUCGUCCACCCAUACGACGAGACUUCCCUGGUCAUCCCAGUAUAUACUUCCGUUUAAAAAUUCUAAUUAUACUCACGGAUAUUUGGAUCCAAACAAGGGCUUAGUGAACUGGAUAAACAACUUUCAAGUUAGGUGCCUCUGUCAACGAUAUGUGCCUAAAGAUAACUGGUACGUUUGCUCACAGAGCCAAGAAGCAUCGGGAAGCCUCGAAACACUUUACAUUCCCACACCUAAGACAUACAAUGAUGCGUCUGCUGAGUGUGCCCGGAGAGGUAGCAUUCUGGCAAAUAUCCAGACUAGAUAUCAUGGAGAGUGUGCAAGAGACCUGCUUGGACCCCGAAACGGUCAGUGCAACAGUUCUUCCAGUGAUAACUGCACGACUUCCUCGUACUUCUGCAAAACCAAUACAUGCAAUGUGUGGGUUGCUCUUCAACGAACAUCUGGAUCCAAAACCUGGACGUGGACGCUACCAGUUCCACUCGCUGCAAACAAUGUUUCUUGGAUUACUGCACCAUUACAAGGAGGAGGUGGACAAAACGAAUGCGGGUAUUAUUCUCCAGAGAAGGAGACCUUUGGAUUCGAAUCUUGCUCAAUGAAGCUAAGUUCCUAUUGCCAAAGAUAUACACCACACGCGCCCUCAGGCGUAGCUGUCAACUCAACGGACACUGGAAUAUAUGCACGCAUAUUGCAGCCACAGAUACUACGAGAUUGGGUACCAGAAUUCUGCUUUGUGUACGACAAAAAUGACACUGUGGCUAAACCAACUGUAGUUUGUAACAAUAACGAGUCAAUCGUGUUGUCCGGCCUGGAAACCAAUACUAUGUACAGGGUCAGAGCAUUCUUCAAAACUACGAUCGGACACAAUAGUAGCAUGUCCCCUGUAGUCAGCAUUGGAACAGUGCCUAAAGCGCCAACAUCGCCUGACAAUUACGUCCUCUCAAGUACUACCAUCACUGUUUUUAUAGGCCGAACAGAAGGCAACAACCUUCCCAUACUCCAGUAUUGUGUGUACGGAAGGCCUGCAAAUGAUAUGUCAGGGAAUAUGACAACGAUACCAGUGUGCAACGCGUCUGAAAAUGUUACCUUGAUUGGCCUGGCUCCAGGCAUGACCUAUAAUGUCACCACCUAUGUAAGCAAUGCCUAUGGAGACAGUGCUCAAUCGACCUCCACUCGCAUCACCACGUUGCAUCAAGCACCAACAACUGAUCAAGUCGACGCAACCAGUGGCUACCAAGCUAGCGCAAGCGGCUCCAAAUCUGCAGCGAUAAUUGCGGGAGGGUCUGGCGCAGGACUGCUGGUGCUGGCUGUGACGGUUUUCCUGCUAUGGAAAUUAAAGUUGACACCCGCGAAACCUGAUCCUGUGCUGACUACCUGCCAACUGGACGUAAGAACUCAAUCUGUUCCCCAUGAUGAUGAACUUGAUUUGGUUCAGAACACGUGCACUAGUAUGGAAACCAAUGAAGCGUACGAGAGCUGGAUCCUGGCUAGGAAUGAUGCAUAUGGCUGUGUGAAUUUGCGCGAGAAUGAUGUUCUUCGUGCCGGAUGCGGAGCUGGGCGUGCAGAGGAAGGGGGACCGGCCACAGAAGAAGAGCAUACUUAUCUCAGCAUCCAAUAACGCCAAAUGUUUUUCACAGCUCAGGAAUGUUUAAUUUUGACCGAAUGAUACAUAUCCUCAACGAAAUGCAAAUGAUACAGUAGCAUUUAGCUCUGUUGUUGAGCCAACAGUAAUAUGUAAAGAGAAAAAGGACCUUUAAGUUACUAGCUAUGACUAACAGUCCACAAAGGUACAGAGAUAAUAUAAAGCCAGGUGAAGUGUCAGAUCAGUGUCAUGUCGUUAAAUGUCUCAAUAUACUUGUCAGUCUUGUGGUGUGCUGUCUCACUAUCUGAUGUUAUAAUUAUUAACUCCUUACCUUGGUGGACAGUUAAUUAUAACUAGUAACUUAUACAGCCUUUUUUCUCUUUGCACAAAACUGUAUCAUGGUAUACUUUUUCAUGGCAAGCACGCGAAAUGUUGCAGUCUUUCUGAGUUUUUUCUUCAUAUCUCACUGCCUCUAACUCCAGUAGCGCAUGCAUUUAUCACUGAUAUACUCUCAAAUAUUCAUUGCAGCUCUUGUGUCCUGAUGUCACGCAUCAGUAUGGAUAUCAUUUGUAACUUUCACAAGUAAGUUCAGUGCUAAACCGUUCGGAGCGAGGUUUUUGAAGUAAUUUGCUAUACAUGUAUGUUGACGGUGAUUCGUAACCGAAUCUCAAUAUCUUUAUCACCGGAAGAAUUACCAUUGACAUUAUAUAUCCCACCUGUGCAUUUAAUCCCUGUCAGUAAAUCCAUUGCAUAGCAGCAAAUUGCAGCUCGUUCGUUAUAAACUUGCAGCAGGUGUAUAUUUUUUGCUUAUUUUUAUGAUUCAAAAGUCGCUAGAAUUUUAUUCACACUUUGUUUCUUUUUGGUAGCACUUCUCUCUAAAUUUCGUAUGCAUAAUCAGUAUAUCCGUUCACUGUGGUUAUGGAUUGUUUUAUAAACAUGUGCAUAACAGUA
Messenger RNA from Sycon ciliatum, 3139 nucleotides. RefSeq lists its product as uncharacterized. Bases 266 to 2224 code for a protein of 652 amino acids. The record is from RefSeq and is a predicted model, not a curated record. The transcript has 7 exons. Gene Ontology annotation, molecular function: protein binding. NCBI's taxonomy places the organism in Eukaryota, Metazoa, Porifera, Calcarea, Leucosolenida, Sycettidae.